Molecule: messenger RNA, 3067 nt
Organism: Venturia canescens
Lineage: Eukaryota; Metazoa; Arthropoda; Insecta; Hymenoptera; Ichneumonidae
Product: CWF19-like protein 2
Exons: 9
Coding region: 569-3001 (810 amino acids)
Biological process (GO): mRNA splicing, via spliceosome
Cellular component (GO): post-mRNA release spliceosomal complex
Source: RefSeq, a predicted model, not a curated record
UUUUUGUAUCAUGGUUUUUAAAUUCAACCAUUUUUUUUAUCGUAAAAUAAACGAAUUACUGCAAAGAAUACGUUAUAUUUUACAAUUUGAAAAAAUCACUUAUUUAGACAUAAAAUGUAUUUAAAAAAAAGUCAGAAAUGGAAUAUUAAUCGGCCGAGUUAACAGAGGUCCUAAUUGGUGGUGAAUGCUCCAAUGGAGCGUGUAUUUAAUCAGCUGCGAGACUUAGCGCGAAUUCAAAAAAAUAAUUGUCAUUAAUCAAUACGGUAAUAAAUAGAAAUGACAAGGGAAAAAAACGAUCUUUUCUUCAACUUCAGUGUGAUUGUUGAGGGCGUGUGAUUAUUAACAAAUCAAAAACAGACACACGUGUCAACUGACAAGUUUGGAUUCUUGUGAAUCUAGUAAACCCUGCUAGUAAACUUCAGCAUUUAACCUCACUUUUCACAAGAGUUUCUAUGUUUUGAAAUGAAAUUUCGAAGCGAGGAUUUCAUGAUAGAGGAUUUUAUCUAGCGAAAUAAAUAUUAAAUUCCAUAUUCGUGAAUUUUUUCCUUGAAUCGUUUCAAUUUAAAAUAUGUCGUUCAUCAAUUUUGAGAGUUCGAAGGUCAAAGAAGCCGAGAGACAAGCUUUGAGGGAAGCUCGUGAGAAAAUUUUGACAAAUGCUGAGAUCGCUUACAGAAAAAAACAAGCUCAAGUACAGAGAGCAAAGGAACGAGGCGAUGAUCAAUGGAUGUUACCAUCUGUGGAGGCCAAACUUUCUUCCACAGUAUCCUCGAAGCGGAAGAAGAAAAAAGAGAAGAAAAACAAAAAAGCAAAAAAAUCAAAGAAAAAAAAGAAGCAUAAAGAAUCUAGUUCUGAUAGUGCGUCCUCAGGAGACGAAACUGAAGAAUGGGUAGAAAAAGGCACAGAAAUGCCGGGACAUUCAGAAUCAGAAACAUCCAAGUGCAUUGUAUCCGAGAAACCGCUUGAACGAGAUGAGUGGAUGAAUCUCCCAGGUUCUUUUUUGUGCUCGUCGCGUGAUGAGAAACAGAAGAAAAAGGAAGAAGAUAAGAAAGAAACAUGCAUUUUGGACAAACCGGGACAGAGUAGCCGAGAAUUAAAUCCAUACUGGAAAGAUGGAGGAAUGGGGCUCCCAGAAAUGAAAGAUACUCACGAAGCCAAAGUAAUGGAUGCAGCUUGGUUGAAAAAAAGUUUACGGAGGGCACAAGAACAGGCUGAGGAAGAAGGAAAAAGUCUUGAAGAAGUUGCUGCAGCGAGAUGGGGUUCGCUGGAUAAGAUACAUUCGAUGAUCGAGGAAGCCGAGAAAAAUUCACGGAAAAUUUAUGGUAGCGGAAAUGAUUGGAGACGAGACAGUAGAAAAUAUUCGUCUUCUAGUCGGAAAAUUUACGACGACCAUGAGUCCAACGAUCGUCGAGCAGAGAAAGGUCGUGAAAAACGUCGGAAGGAUAGUCGCGAACGAGAUGAACGAUCGAGAAAGCGAUCGAAGUCACCGAGUCUUGAGCGCGAUAGAAAACGAUCUUCAAAUAUUGAUGACGGACAAUUAAAUGCAGAUCGAAAAAAAAUCACUUUUAUGAAGCCCGGCGACGAAGAAUAUUCCUCUGCAUCGAGCUCACGAAAAUCUUCUUCCAGCAUCAAGCGAUGGCAGAAACCGAAUACGAAUAAAUCAUCCGUGGAACAGCAGCGACAUGGUCACACACCGAAAAAUCAUCGUGAACGAUCACCGAAAUCUUCAUCCGAUGAAAGCCAGUCCGAUCAUGAUGAUAGGAAAUCAACGCAAGUUGACGAUAGAAAAUCUGGUGACAACGAAGAAAUUAUAACCGAAGCCGAGAUGAACAAGCUCGGAGCCAAAAUCGUAAAAGCAGAAAUAAUGGGCGACAUGGAAUUAGCGGCUGAACUUAAAGCAAAAUUAGAAUUAGCAAGAACAGCGCGAAAGAACAAGCCUGCAGUAUCCUCUGGCACGAAACCCGCAGAAGAGGAGAAUGUCAUUUUAACGAAAAUCAAUGCUAAGGGUAUGGCGAGACCGUUGGAGCCGAGGAGCCUUUAUGAAGAACCUACAGGGGGUAGACGCAAAGCCAAGAAAGUGGAUACUCAUGAGUCCGGAAAGCGAGUGCGAUACUUUGCUGAUGACGAUAAAUUUACUCUGCAAGAAAUGUUCCAGCGAGAAAAGGGUGAAACUUCAGCCGAGAAUGACGCGACUUUCGUGAAAAUGGCCUCGAAGAGCAUGGAUAUGGACGAGCUUUUUGAACAACGAAUUACGAGGCAAGAUUCAGACGCGAAACAAGACGAAAGGGAUCGUACAAGGGCGAUUAAGGCUCACAAGAAGCUCGAGAAGAGCUUGGACAACUGUCGCUGGUGUUUCGAUUCUAAAAAUAUGUUGAAACAUCUCAUAGUCGCUAUGGGAUCGAAGACGUAUGUCAGUCUACCUUCUCACGUCUCCAUGACCGUUGGACAUUGCAUUUUGGCACCGAUUCAUCACGUCUCCUGUCAAACACAAUUGGACGAAGAUGUUUGGGAAGAACUUCAAAACUUCAAAAAAGCAUUAACGAAAAUGUUUAUGAAGAGAAACGAAUUUCCCGUCUUUUUCGAAAUGUCAGUUGGCCAGCACAGAUUUCCACAUAUGCAAUUAGAAUGUAUCCCGUUGCCGGAUGAAGUCGGAAGCAUGGCCCCAAUAUAUUUCAAGAAAGCUCUGUUAGAAUGUGAGACAGAGUGGUCGACCAAUAAGAAAGUCAUUGACCUGAGCAAUAAAGACGUGCGCCAGGCGAUACCAAAAGGCCUUCCAUAUUUCUCUGUUAAUUUUGGCAACCACGGAGGAUUCGCUCACGUCAUAGAGGACGAGAAAUUGUUCCCGAAAAACUUUGCUCAAGAAAUUAUCGGUGGAAUAUUGGAUCUUGAUCACAGCCUUUGGCGAAAACCAAGACGCGAGAAUUUCGAUCAACAGCGGAAGAAAGUUCUGGAGUUUGCAACCUCCUGGAAACCAUACGAUUUCACUACGAAUGACGAUUCGUAGGCCAACAUUAGGUUAUUAUAAUUGUACAUAAUCGACAUUAAUAAAACUAACAAUUGGUGUGAAUAA